AAUACGAGUCAAAGUGAUAUAUUUCCCCCCUCCAAAGAAUUAUACGUCUGUCUUUUAGCACGCUGUAAGGGCUACAAAACACUGGGUUGUGAAACUGUAACUAGAGGCACGCCAUACAGGGUCGGUCAUGUGAAUCAUUGUUCUUUGUUCGGGUAUCAGGGACCGGCUGAUCCGACACCGAGCUUUGUCAGACAGGCCGAAAGAUCAGUCAGCAGAAACAAGAAAAAUCUAAUCUAACACCACAUUUGACUUUCAUUUCGUUCCUCCAAUUCCUCCAGCACACGUCGGGCGUUAAGCCUCUACCCAAGGCCAUCCUCAAGACCAAGCAGCAAUGCCACAGCCAAAUUUACAGGGCCUCAACGUUGUCCACGCUGCCCCGCCAGCUGCCCCUGUCUCUGACGCGCAAGAUUUACUAUCAGCGCCCCCCUUUUCUGAUUUCACAGCCCAGCUUGAUCUAUGGACUAACCUCGCUUUCGAAUCUGAUGAGCCUCUGGACUAUUCAAGUGCUGGAAAAGGAAAGAGAAAAUUAUCGGCGUCGCAGGAGGAGCAAGAGUUGGAGGAGGAAGAUCCAGCGGGUCUUGCAUCACACGACGGCCAUGAAAACGUCGUACACCCGCAAGGCGCCCCUGCGUCCCAAUUUGACCUAAAUGCUCUGCUCUCUGGGUUUGGUAUCGACCCUUACCUUUUGCCUUCGGCGCAACUCAAUACCCAAUCGCAACCAGCACCGCCACAGUCGCACCCACAGUCAGCUACUGCUCCUACUCUUGCUCAGUUACUCGCUUUACAUGCCGCUCAGACUAAUGCAUACCCACUGAUUCAGCAGCAGCUCCCCUCUGGGGAUAGUACUGCGGCUGCUCACCCACCACACCCUGUUCCCGCUGCUCCACCUACCAAGCGUGCUCGCACACGCAAAAACUCGGUGUCAUUCCUAGAUAACUCUGAACCUGCUUCCCCUGAGGCAUCAACUACGGGGGCAUACACGGAUGGUUCUUCAAGCGGCGCAGCACCGAUGUCAGCAUCGGAGGACAAGCGCCGUAGGAACACCGCCGCAUCUGCGCGCUUUAGAUUGAAGAAGAAGGAGAGAGAGGCUGCCUUGGAGCAGCGCGCAAAAGAGCUGGAAGGUCGUGUUUCAGAGCUAGAGAGAGAAUGCGAGGGACUCAGGAGGGAGAACGGUUGGUUGAAGGGUCUCGUCGUAGGAGUUACAGGAGCUGGCGCACAGCAACAGCAACAACCGGUGAGGCGGCGUGAGGACGGUGAUGCUGGAGUUACAGGAAAGUAAAGGAGCUGGCAUGGACAUGACUACGUAUUUUUGGGAUCAAGGGUAUUUCUCGAUUUAUCUGACUACCUCUUUCUUGAUAUCAUCAAAAUGCCGAAUUCAUUCGUCAUAGCAUUGGCUGUAUAUGUAGCGUAGCUGUCUCUUGUUCCAUGUUUAUGCGAUUUUUCUAUAUAUUCUUCUCUUUUCAUGCGUACUGCAGUACACCAUUCUCUUUUUUUACUUUCACAUCCAUCCGGUAGCAUUGAUCCAAAGUCUUUACAAGUGCUUCCUGUAUUUACCAUAUUUGGUAAGUUGUAUACUGUGGGAAUAUUUGAUUUUCUUUGAUUUU
Serpula lacrymans var. lacrymans S7.9 is the source of this 1604-nucleotide messenger RNA. RefSeq lists its product as uncharacterized. The transcript has a single exon. Gene Ontology annotation, biological process: regulation of transcription by RNA polymerase II. The record is from RefSeq and is a predicted model, not a curated record. Gene Ontology annotation, cellular component: nucleus. Gene Ontology annotation, molecular function: RNA polymerase II transcription regulatory region sequence-specific DNA binding; DNA-binding transcription activator activity, RNA polymerase II-specific. The coding region runs from base 332 to 1279 and encodes 315 amino acids. NCBI's taxonomy places the organism in Eukaryota, Fungi, Basidiomycota, Agaricomycetes, Boletales, Serpulaceae.